AUGGCUCGGGGGGCCCAGUCGGCCCAGCAGGCCCGAGCGCAGGAGGGCGGGAGCGACGCCGGCCAGAGCGGCACAGCAGCGGCCGCACUGGCGGAUGCCGAGGGGGAGGCCGGCCGAGGCAGCACAGAGAGUGCUGCUCUGCCGGAUGCUGAAGACAAAACCGGCCGAGGCGACACAGAAGACGCCGCCCGGCCGGGAGCCGGGGAUGAUGCCAGCCGAGGCGAUGCAGAUGACGUCACCCGGCCGGGAGAUGGAGGAGAGACUGGCGGGGAUGCGCCGGAACACCCCGCCAGCCAAGCAGAGGGGGAGGUCCUCAUCCCUGAGCCCGCGGGGGCCGGGGAUGAGGGUGCCGCGGCGGCGGCGACGGUGCAGAUGACACCCGUGGUGGAGGUGCUGGUGGAGGAAAUGCCGGCGACAGCGUCACCAGCGAAGUCGACGCCAGGGGCGGGGCGCCAGCGGUGA
This is a messenger RNA of Panicum virgatum (switchgrass), 462 nucleotides long. Its product is annotated as myristoylated alanine-rich C-kinase substrate-like. The record is from RefSeq and is a predicted model, not a curated record. The transcript has a single exon. NCBI's taxonomy places the organism in Eukaryota, Viridiplantae, Streptophyta, Magnoliopsida, Poales, Poaceae. The coding region runs from base 1 to 462 and encodes 153 amino acids.